UGUUUAAGAGUCGCUCACGCGACCAUCCCUAACUGGAAGUAACUAAUUUGAAAAAAAUUCGAUGUAUUUGUUAUUUUUUAUGUUGAUUUGCAAUCUGGGUUUCCCAUUACUAUGAGCUGCUUUGGCUGUGGGCGAAAAUACGGAUUAUUCUGCAAAGAGUAUGGAUGCCCGAACUGCGGCUACUCGUUCUGCUCCAAGUGCCUGAAAAGGCCGAUGCCAGUGCCCAGGCACACGGGAAAGGUGCUGAACGUGUGCCUCAUCUGCUACGACAGGCUGUCCAAGCUGCAGGCGAGCGCCGAUGCCGAAAAAGUGAUAGACUGUGAUGCCCUGCCCGGGGUGCUGGUCACCAAAUUGCAUCUGGCGAAGCCCUCAUCGCCGGGAUCGAAAAAUUCAGAGGGCGCCCUGGACGAGCUCUUUGACGAUCUCCUGCCGCAGGAGGAACUGCCCGCGGCUUUGGUGCCAGCCAGUGCUGCAGUUGGUUCAUCGCCGAGUUCCAAAAACCAUGGAGAUAUUGAUGAAAACCUGGAUAGUGCACUGACCAAGCGAAUGCAGGACUACAAAAGAGUGGAUGCCACGGACGACGAGAUUCGCACUCGUCUCGCCAACCUGACCGGCAUGCCGCAUAAAGUCAACUACGAUAGAAAGGAUCUGCUCCUAUCCACUGACCAAAGAAAUGACCAGGAGAAAAUGAGGGAUUUGCUGGCUCAGUUUGUGGAGGAAACCCAGUUGGAUCAAAACAUUGACAAGCAACGGGAUGAGUCAAUUUCCGAGAUUGAGCGACGACUGCUAGCACUCCGCGACACACCAGUCGAUUCCGUUGCGGGCCCAUCGAGAUCCCAUAUGAGCAGUAACUUAUCGGACAAAGAAGAGGAUGACGAGACCAUUUUAAGGAAUAUAAUGAAAAAGUAUGUGGACGAAUCGAACUUGUCGGCAGUGCCGCAAAAUGAAGCUAGUGAAACUGCAAUUGAGGUGCCCAGUACCGGCACCGAAGAACUACCCUGGUGUAAUAUUUGCAACGAAGACGCCGAUUUCCGUUGCCAGGGAUGUGGUGGCGACCUAUUUUGCACUCAAUGCUUCAAGGAGUGCCACGACGAUGAUGAGGACUACCGGGCUCACAUUAAGGAGCAGUAUAGAGCCCCGGCAAACUUUAAGGAAAAUCAUUUCUAAUGCAGUUGUUAAAGUUUAGUUGGAUUUAAGAGAUUUUGUUUUCAUUAAAAAAUGUUUUAUAAAAAAAA
Drosophila elegans is the source of this 1235-nucleotide messenger RNA. RefSeq names its product abscission/NoCut checkpoint regulator. The record is from RefSeq and is a predicted model, not a curated record. Gene Ontology annotation, cellular component: cleavage furrow; midbody; centrosome. The transcript is spliced from 4 exons. Lineage: Eukaryota; Metazoa; Arthropoda; Insecta; Diptera; Drosophilidae. Gene Ontology annotation, biological process: abscission; mitotic cytokinesis checkpoint signaling. The coding region runs from base 112 to 1167 and encodes 351 amino acids. Gene Ontology annotation, molecular function: phosphatidylinositol-3-phosphate binding.